AGCUGUAGUGGGGGAGGGGGUCGUCGAAGUUGGCGGAACCGCCAUCUUGAAAAGUACAGUCCGAAGAUCUACCUUUUGGCGCCUGCUAGAAUCACUUUUGAACACAUUAUUUUCCUUUCUGGAAUAUAAUAUUGUUUCCAGAUUCGUACUGGUAAGGUCAAAGGCUAAUGGCGGGAUAAGCUACAUGCUCAAGAUUUGUCGUUUCCAGCUGCCAGUCGGCCUGUCCAGCAUCUGUCCUUCUGCCCAUCCAGCUGGCUCUCCUGGAAUGGGCCACAACUUCCAAAAACUAGGACAAAUCUCUUUUUAACCUGAGCUCCGUAGUCUGGACUCUGAUAUAUUUACAGAUCCACCAUGUUUUGGAAAUUUGACCUCCACACCACAUCCCACAUUGACACACUCCUGGAGAAGGAGGACGUGACCCUGACAGAAGUCAUGGAUGAGGAUGACGUCCUGCAGGAGUGCAAGGCUCAGAACCACAAGCUGGUGGAUUUCCUCCUGAGAGCGCAGUGCAUGGAGGACCUGGUCACCUUCAUCACACAGGAGCCCAAUGCUGAUGUAGAGGAAAAGGUUAAAUACAAGUAUCCCAACAUAUCAUGCGAGCUGCUGACAUCAGAUGUGAGCCAAAUCAAUGACAGACUGGGAGAAGAUGAGAUGUUGCUGAUGAAACUGUAUGGUUUCCUGAAGAACGAACCACCGCUGAACCCCCUCCUAGCCAGUUUUUUCUCCAAAGUGCUGUCUAUUCUUAUAGGACGCAAGCCUGAACAGAUAGUGAAUUUUCUAAGGAAGAGGGAUGACUUUGUUGAUCUGAUGAUAAAACACAUCGGGACGUCUGCCAUCAUGGACCUGCUGCUCAGAAUGCUCACAUGCAUUGAACCCCAGCAGCUACGGCAUGAUGUUCUUAAUUGGCUGAAUGAGGAGAAAGUGAUUCAGAGGUUGGUUGACAUGGUCCAGCCUUCUCAAGAUGAAGAUAGACACUCCAACGCCUCCCAGUCUUUAUGUGAAAUCAUCAGAUUGAGCAGAGACCAGAUGUUUCAGGUCCAGGGCUGCUCUGAGCCCGAUCCUCUUCUGGCUACGCUAGAGAAGCAGGAAACGGUGGAGCAGCUGCUCUCAAAUAUUUUUGAGAAGGACAAAAAUGAGUCUGCUAUAGUUAGUGUCAUCCAGAUCCUGCUCACAUUGUUUGAGACCAGGAGACCAGCGUUCGAGGGUCACAUGGAAUGCCCUCCUGGGAUGUCCCACCCCUCAUUCUCAGUCAACCACAGCAUCCUGGAGGCUGUGAGACCCCGCCUCAAAGAUUUCCACCAGCUGCUGCUCGAACCCCCAAAGAAGAAUGUGCUGAAGACAACGUGGGGGGUCCUGGACCCACCAGUGGGCAACACCAGGCUCAAUGUGGUCAGACUGGUGGCCAGUCUGCUGCAGUGCAACACUCACAGCAUCAUUGCAGAACUCAUAAACCUCAACACGCUGGGAGUCAUAUUGGAUAUGUAUUUCAAAUACAUUUGGAACAACUUCCUCCAUAUUCAGGUGGAAAUCUGCACAGCAAUGAUUCUGGCUAUGCCUCCAGCUCCGGCAGAGCCGCAGCCAGACGGGGAGCAGGGCGGCGCAGCAGAGAGCGCCCUCAUCAGACAUCUGUUUCAAGCCUGUCAGCUGACCCAAAGAAUCGUAGAUGCCUGGCGCUCCAAUGAGAAAGAGCAAUCAGAGGGCGGUCGACGACGAGGUUACAUGGGCCAUCUGACCAGAAUAGCCAAUUCCAUUGUUCAUAACAGUGACAAAGGUCCUAAUGGCCCACAGAUACAGGGGCUCAUCUCUGAGCUUCCCACAGAGGACAGAGAGAACUGGGAGGCCUUCAUUUCUGGGCAGCUUGCUGACACAAACAAAAGAAACACUGUUGACCUGGUGAACACUCAUCACAUCCAUUCUUCCAGCGAUGAUGAGGUAGACUUUAAAGAUGGUGGCUUUCACCAGGAUUCUUCACUUCAACAAGCCUUUUCUGAUUAUCAGAUGCAACAAAUGACGUCCAAUUUUAUUGAGCAGUUCGGCUUCAAUGACGAAGAGUUUGCUGACCAGGAUGAUGUUGUGGAUAUUCCAUUUGAUAGAAUAUCAGACAUCAACUUUUCCCUGAAUACAAAUGAAAGUGCUAAUAUAGCCUUGUUUGAGGCGCGCUGUAAGGAGAAAAUCCAGCAGUUUGAAGAUGCUGGUUCAGAUGAAGAGGACAUCUGGAAUGAAAAAGAUGUCACCUUUGCUCCAGAGGCACAGAGACGUCCGAGGAGUUCAGGCAGCACCGACAGUGAGGAGAGCACAGACUCGGAGGAAGAGGACUCAAAGAGAGAUCCAUUUGAACCCUGUCACCCCGGCUCUGAUGACCGUAUGGAGGUGGACACAGCGCCAGUGUGGACGGCCAGCUUUGACGACGUUCCCAUGGAGACGGGUUCAGGUGCAGCUGCAGCCUCCAGCCCCAGCACCCCUGAUGCAUCCUCUCCUUUGUCUUCUACCACAGCAGCUCCCCCAGAGGCGGCCUGGAACUCGUCUCCUGCCGCAGCAGUGCCCGGCACUGAGACGGGCUGGGCAGACUUCUCCAGCUUCUCUCCCGUCUGUCCCAAAGACCCUCUAAGGUGCAACUCUCCCGUUGCUAUGGAAACCAGCGUGGAAACGAUAGACCCUCUGGGGGUCAAUGCGCCGAUGCGUCCUGACGAAUGUGAUGGUUGGUUGGGCGCUGACGUGGCUCCGCCCUCGUCCUCCUCGUCUAUAGACUGUGGCAGGACGGUGGCGGCGGACGAGUCAUCGUGCUUGGAGCAGCGCAGCAUCACAGAGACGGUCAUCAAUGGCUCCAUGAAGGAAACCGUCAGCCUCACUGUUGAUGCCAAGACUGAGACAGCCGUUUUCAAGAGGUCCGCCUUCCAGGCACACACACAUACACACAACCAUUACAUCUUCUAAUACCUGACUGAAUGGCAGGGAGAACAUUCUCAACAGAAGUUAUUUUGUUGAUGCUUGUCAAACAAGUCCAACAUGUUGCUGACAGAACCUUCCAGAAACACU
This is a messenger RNA of Poecilia latipinna (sailfin molly), 3036 nucleotides long. RefSeq names its product protein phosphatase 6, regulatory subunit 3 (gene ppp6r3). Bases 352 to 2934 code for a protein of 860 amino acids. The record is from RefSeq and is a predicted model, not a curated record. Gene Ontology annotation, cellular component: cytosol; nucleus. Lineage: Eukaryota; Metazoa; Chordata; Actinopteri; Cyprinodontiformes; Poeciliidae. The transcript has 23 exons. Gene Ontology annotation, molecular function: protein phosphatase regulator activity; protein phosphatase binding.